CUUUACGCGGGUGGAAGUCCCUAACCACAACACUAGCUCAGUCGCAGUCCGCCGCCUGAAAAAAUGGCAACUGCAGGUCUUUACAGGCGCAUUCUCCCGUCACCCCCGGCUAUUGAUUUCGCUUCUACCGAAGGAAAGCAACUUUUCAUGGACGCCACACAAAAUGGAACAAUGGAAGGUUUUUUCAAGCUGAUUUCAUAUUUUCAGACACAAUCUGAACCUGCGUACUGUGGUUUGGCUAGUCUUUCCAUGGUUUUGAAUGCCCUUUCUAUUGAUCCAGGAAGAAAAUGGAAAGGGCCUUGGAGAUGGUUCGAUGAAUCAAUGUUGGACUGCUGUGAGCCAUUAGAAAAGGUUAAAGCUAAAGGCAUCUCUUUUGGAAAAGUUGUGUGUUUGGCGCGUUGUGCUGGAGCAAAAGUGGAAGCUUUUCGCACAAGUCAGACCAGCAUAGAUGACUUCCGUAAGUAUCUCAUAGCAUGCUCUACUUCUGAUGAUUGCCAUCUAAUUUCAUCGUAUCAUAGAGGCGCCUUUAAACAGACAGGAACAGGUCACUUUUCACCUAUUGGCGGUUAUCAUGCUGGAAGGGACAUGGCAUUGAUUCUAGACGUUGCACGAUUUAAAUACCCCCCUCAUUGGGUUCCACUUCCACUUCUCUGGGAAGCUAUGGAUACUGUCGAUGAAGCAACAGGGUUACAUAGGGGUUUCAUGCUUGUUUCCAGGCUCUACAGAGCACCAGCAUUGCUUUACACCCUGAGCUGUAAGCAUGAAAGUUGGGUUGAUAUCGCGAAGUACUUAAUAGAUGGUGUUCCUUUGCUGUUGAGUUCAGAAAAUGUGAAGGACGUAAAAGAUGUUCUCUCAUCUGUUUUAGCAUCUCUGCCUGCUAAUUUUUCAGAAUUUAUCAAGUGGGUAGCAGAAAUUCGAAGACAAGAGGAAGGUGCUACAAGUUUGAGUGAAGAAGAAAAAGGAAGACUUGCUAUGAAGGAAGAUGUGCUGAAGAAGAUCAGGGAGACUGAUCUUUAUAAACAACUGGCGGACAUUUUAUCCUCAGAAAGAUCUUGCUGCCUGAUGGGAGGCCGUCAUGCAGAUAAUUUGUCUGAUAUUGCUGCAAGAGUUUGCCGCCAAGGUGCAGGUCUUUUUGCAGGGGGAUUCCGUUCAUCACAUAUGUUUUGCUGCCAGGAAACAUGCGUGAGAUGCUACAGAGCUAGUGGAGAAGACAAAUCUGUUACUAUAGUGUCAGGGAAAGUUAUGGACGGUAAUGAUAAGGUAGAAGAAGGGUUGGAUGUUCUAGUCCCUACAUCUUGUUUGAAACCGAGCUGCUGUGCUUCUGGCACUGAUAGUUCUUUGGAUAAUUUUCAUCCAGCAACCAAUGAUGUCCUAACAGCUCUACUAUUGGCAUUGCCCCCCGAGACAUGGUCAAAUAUCAAAGAAGGAAGGGUUUUGGAGGAAAUGAACAGCCUUUCUUCUAUAGAAAACCUUCCUCUGGUACUCCAAGAAGAGAUUCUGCACUUGCGCUGUCAGUUUCUUUUCCUCAAGAGAUGCAAGGAUGACAAGGUAGAAGAAGACUUGACAGCAACACUUCUAUAGAACUAAAAAAAAUAUUAUUACUGUUUUCAUUAUCCCGAGAUGAAGUGUGCAUCUUCUUUUUUAUUUAAUCCCAAAUAAUACACAGAGCAUCUUGGAUUUAGACUGCAGCUGGGCUAUGUUUGUCUUGUUUUUUUAUAGGUUUUAGUAGGUGAAGAUAAAAAAGAUGUCUUAUGGGGUGUAACAAGUUUCGGAGAAUCACCUGAUAAAAAAUAUCAGAGUAAUGCAGUGAAGAAUCAAAACAUGCUGAAAACUUGUAGCAACCCUCAGAGGCCCUUUAAGUGCCUUGUCUUAUCAUCACGCCGUGAAUUGUGUCCAAAGUUCUCAGGUGGAUUUGAAUGCAUACACAAGUCUGCCCGAGCUACUCUGAGCAUCCCUUGUAUUGGCUUGAGACAUUCUAUUUUUACCCCUAUGUCAUUGUUAUGAAAAGAGGUAAUCAGACCGACAACACUUCAUUGGCUCACUUAGUGCAGAAUCUUCCUUGCACUGAUUUAAAUUGUAUAGUGUCUCACUAACAUUAAUAUGCCAUCUAUAAUUACUAUAUACUGUAUCAACCUUUGACUAUACACACACACACAUACCACUUGUUAUGGGUUGAGAUUUUAUAAGACUGUUUUGGACUUUUUGUGUAAAACAAUCCCGCGGGGUUCAAAGUAGGAGUGUAACGUUUUUUUAAAUGGCAUUUAUAUUCAAGACUUCAUAGUUUGGAUUUCAA
This is a messenger RNA of Cuscuta europaea, 2293 nucleotides long. NCBI's taxonomy places the organism in Eukaryota, Viridiplantae, Streptophyta, Magnoliopsida, Solanales, Convolvulaceae. The record is from the annotation of a GenBank genome assembly.